Penicillium malachiteum is the source of this 1041-nucleotide messenger RNA. Its product is annotated as CAAX prenyl protease RCE1. Gene Ontology annotation, biological process: CAAX-box protein processing. The coding region runs from base 1 to 1041 and encodes 346 amino acids. Lineage: Eukaryota; Fungi; Ascomycota; Eurotiomycetes; Eurotiales; Aspergillaceae. The transcript has 4 exons. Gene Ontology annotation, molecular function: metalloendopeptidase activity. Gene Ontology annotation, cellular component: endoplasmic reticulum membrane. The record is from RefSeq and is a predicted model, not a curated record.
AUGGCUCCCGUAAGUGUUGUGGCUGCUAUCAAGAGCCUCUACACUAAACAUCAGGAUGAGCCGACCCUGUCGGUAAACACAGUCCGCCUACUCUCGGUCGUCCUUACUUUACUUUAUGUGGUGCCACUCUAUCUGUCGCCUACAACGCGACCCACGCCCAGCCUCAGCCGUGAUGCCCCGUCCGUGAUUCGUGCGCGCAUCCGCAUCGUCUCGGGCUCUUGCAUGCUGGCUUCGCUACUCGUUCUUUGGUUGAUUGUCAACCAAGGGAACUCCUCUGUUGCCGCCGCUGUCACCUUAAUGGGCUGGUGGCCUAUCAGUGUGGCUGAUGUUGCCCGAAGUCUGCUCCUGACAGCUGUUUUGUUCAUUGGACCACUUUAUGAGCGUGGAAUCGUCGAGGGUGAAUGGCGAUCUUGGUUCCAACCUAGUAAAUACUCCGAAAGUCUACGAGGCUGGAUUGGCUGGAGAAACUAUAUUGCUGGACCUAUCACUGAGGAAAUCAUGUUCCGUUCUGGACUCAUCCCUCUUCAUCUCCUUGCACAGUUUUCCCCGGGUCACAUUGUGUUCAUCUCGCCGCUGUACUUUGGCAUUGCCCAUGUUCAUCAUUUCUACGAGUUCAGACUUACCCACCCAGACACCCCCGCAUGGGCUGCAUUACUGCGCUCGAUCGUUCAAUUUGGCUACACAACCAUUUUUGGCUGGUACGCCACCUUUGUCUACCUGCGCACCGGCUCCUUGCUGGCUGUUAUCCUGAUCCACAGCUUCUGUAACUGGUCUGGUCUGCCCCGUUUCUGGGGCCGUGUUGAAGCCGGUCAGCCUAUUAGUCCGCCUAUCACUCGUGGCAAAAGCGAUUUCCGUGCUUCUGCUGGCAAUGGUCAGUUGAGCAUCGCCUGGACAAUUGCGUAUUAUCUGCUGCUCGUCACUGGAGCGGUGGCCUUUGCACAGCUUCUGUGGCCUCUGACGGAGUCUUAUCAUGCCUUGAUCUCGUUCUCUCCCUAUGUCUCCAGUCCUGCGGCAUCAAGGGGCUCCAGUUUCUCUAGUUGA